Molecule: messenger RNA, 1131 nt
Organism: Cornus florida
Lineage: Eukaryota; Viridiplantae; Streptophyta; Magnoliopsida; Cornales; Cornaceae
Exons: 1
Coding region: 183-797 (204 amino acids)
Source: RefSeq, a predicted model, not a curated record
CUAAAUAUAAAUAUAAAUAUAAAUAUAAAUGUUAAAGAGUACAUUUCAUUAGUUUCUUCCAGAAUUAAGUUGCUCUCCAUAUCUCACCCUGCAUUUGCAGGGUAGAGAUAGGGAUCCAAACUCACACAAACAAAUCAAAAGAGAUACAAUUAAUUUAUCUUUUGAUCGAUCUCACCGAUCUGAUGGAAAAUAAAUCAAUCACCACCACCACCACCACCACGAAGAAUGUCCCCACCACCACCACGAAUGACAAUAAAGCUACUGAUCUGAAGGAUGAGAAGAAAAAGAAGAAGAAGAGGAGGGCAUUCAGCCUUCUGAAGGCGGCGUUGUUGAUUAUGCGUGGCCGAUCAAGCCCCAAAUCAAACAAAGUUCAAAUGGAGGUGGCUUCAAAGGGCAUGCUCAACAAACUUGUAGGAUCAAUGCGCCCUCUGCAUCUACAGAACAAACAACCAUCUUCACCGACUUCGUUUCAAUCCCUGCCGGGGAGACCUUCGGUUGAACAUUUUGAGGAUGUGCAACCACCCCCACCUUCUCCACAUGGCGCCUCCUCCUCCUCCUCGCGCUCCUCCGUGGGCAGCAUGAGCCAAUAUGCUUCCGCCAACAACCUUCAAGAGCUGGACAAGGGCGGCGGGGGAAGCCGAUAUGCUUCGUCGUCUAAUCUUGAAGAACUUGAUGAUGAUAAUGAUGAUCAGAUCAGGGAUGAUAGGGGAGGGGAUGAGAUGAUCGAUGUCAAGGCCGAAGAAUUCAUUGCUCAGUUUUACCAACAAAUGAGGCUUCAGCGAAAGGGUACGCAAUGAUCACCAUAUAAUUACGUGCACAUGUUUCCAUUUCAUGCUACGCUAUUAUUUUUCCAUCUGGCAGAAGAUAAAAAUUGUUGGGCCUAUAGAUUUAGUUCAAUUGGGCCUAUAGCUUGUUUCUCUAAAUUUUUUUUUUUCUAUUUUUAUUUAUUGAUUUUCAAUUUUUGGGUGGAAAUUGGGGGAGUGGAAGCCAUAUUAAUUCGCUUUUGGAUAGUGGUGAAAUUUUCUUUUGUUUCAAUGUAAUAUUUUCAUGUACUUACUGCUAUUCUAAACGAAUUUGGUAUUUCUCUUCAUAUAUCUACUUAUACCAUGAGUACGGGAUGGUUGUGCUUAA